This is a messenger RNA of Hippocampus zosterae (dwarf seahorse), 6187 nucleotides long. It is a transcript of the gene tnksa, whose product is annotated as tankyrase, TRF1-interacting ankyrin-related ADP-ribose polymerase a. Gene Ontology annotation, molecular function: NAD+ poly-ADP-ribosyltransferase activity; protein binding. The transcript is spliced from 29 exons. Bases 34 to 3834 code for a protein of 1266 amino acids. The record is from RefSeq and is a predicted model, not a curated record. NCBI's taxonomy places the organism in Eukaryota, Metazoa, Chordata, Actinopteri, Syngnathiformes, Syngnathidae.
UUUGUUGCUACUGGGGAUUGUUGUGUUGUGAAAAUGGCGACGCCUCGUCGCUCCCCUCAGUUUCUCUCCUCCCCACCCCGAACCUCCUCGCUCCCAGUCACCCCGUCGGGCUCGCCUCUGACACCAUCUGACGAUCCCGCGCUUCUCCCUCGCGAAGCAGCCGCGGACGGUGAGGUUUCCCCGGCCUCUCCCACGGCAACCAGCAGCACCCCGGUUUUGGCCCUGAGCAGCGCUGCUAGCAGCAUCGCUAGCUCCCCGACCACCACGGAAGGGAGCGGGACGAGCGAAGCAUCGACGCCCGAUUCGGGUGACGGUAACACGGGCAGCGGCAACGGUGGCUGUGGCUUCAGCGGUACGAACGGGGCGUUCAGGGAGCUGUUCGAAGCCUGUCGGAAUGGAGAUGUUUUGAGAGUGAAAAAGUUGGCAGACACAGCGAAUGUGAACGCUAAAGAUAUGGCUGGACGCAAAUCUACACCCUUACACUUUGCCGCAGGUUUCGGGCGUAAAGAUGUGGUUGACCACCUGCUUCAGAUCGGCGCCAAUGUCCACGCAAGGGAUGACGGCGGACUGAUACCACUGCACAAUGCAUGCUCCUUUGGCCACUCAGAGGUGGUGUCCUUGCUGCUGUGUCAGGGCGCUGAGCCGAAUGCCAGAGAUAACUGGAACUACACGCCUUUACACGAGGCGGCAAUCAAAGGCAAGAUAGACGUCUGUAUAGUUCUACUGCAGCAUGGAGCCGACCCCAACAUCCGCAACACUGACGGAAAGUCUGCCUUGGACCUGGCUGAACCCUCCGCCAAGGCUGUCCUCACAGGUGAAUACAAGAAGGAUGAGUUGCUGGAGGCAGCGAGGAGCGGCAACGAGGAGAAGCUAAUGGCUCUGCUUACACCGCUCAACGUCAACUGCCACGCGAGUGACGGCCGCAAGUCCACUCCACUCCACCUAGCAGCAGGAUACAACAGGGUGAGGAUAGUUCAGCUGUUACUACAGCACGGAGCAGACGUUCACGCCAAGGACAAGGGUGGUCUCGUGCCGCUUCAUAACGCCUGCUCCUAUGGACACUAUGAAGUUACCGAGCUGCUGCUGAAGCACGGGGCCUGCGUGAACGCCAUGGACCUGUGGCAGUUCACCCCGCUGCACGAGGCGGCAUCCAAAAACCGCAUUGAGGUCUGCUCCCUGCUUCUGAGCCACGGUGCCGACCCCACACUGCUCAACUGUCACAGCAAGAGCUCCGUGGACAUGGCGCCCACCCCUGAGCUCAAGGAGAGGCUCUCAUAUGAGUUUAAGGGCCACUCACUGCUUCAAGCCGCUCGGGAAGCCGACAUGGCCAAGGCGAAGAGGAGCCUGGCGCUGGAGAUCAUCAACUUCAAACACCCUAACACACACGAGACGGCGCUGCAUUGUGCAGUAGCAUCGCCACACCCCAAGAGGAAACAGGUGACAGAGUUGUUGCUGAGAAAGGGAGCCAAUGUCAACGAGAAGAAUAAAGACUUCAUGACACCUCUCCACGUGGCUGCAGAGCGCGCUCAUAAUGACAUCAUGGAGGUGCUGCAGAAACAUGGCGCCAAGGUGAACGCUCUUGACACGCUGGGUCAGACAGCAUUGCACCGCGCGUCGCUGGCGGGCCAUCUGCAGACCUGCCGGCUGUUGCUUGGAUACGGGGCAGACGCCUCGCUUGUGUCGCUGCAGGGCUUCACUGCUGCUCAGAUGGGGAAUGAGGCUGUUCAACAGAUACUCAAUGAAAAUGUGCCAGUCAGAAACUCAGACGUGGACUACAGACUUCUAGAAGCUGCUAAAGCCGGAGACCUGGACACCGUCAAGUCACUGUGCACGGCUCAGAAUGUGAACUGCAGAGAUCUGGAGGGGCGGCACUCCACUCCUCUUCACUUUGCGGCCGGCUACAACAGAGUGCAGGUGGUGGAGUACCUGUUACACCACGGGGCCGACGUUCACGCCAAGGACAAAGGCGGUUUAGUUCCCCUCCAUAACGCCUGCUCGUACGGUCACUACGAGGUCGCCGAGCUGCUGGUCAGACACGGCGCCUCGGUCAAUGUGGCCGACCUUUGGAAGUUCUCUCCGCUGCACGAAGCUGCUGCCAAGGGCAAAUAUGAGAUCUGUAAACUGCUGCUCAAGCACGGCGCAGACCCCAGCAAAAAGAACCGAGAUGGAAACACGCCCCUGGAUCUGGUGAAGGACGGCGACACAGACAUCCAGGACCUCCUGAGAGGCGAUGCGGCCUUGCUGGAUGCCGCCAAGAAGGGCUGCCUGGCUAGAGUGCAGAAGUUAUGUAGCCCAGACAACAUCAACUGUCGGGACACGCAGGGACGAAACUCAACUCCUCUGCACCUUGCCGCUGGCUACAACAACCUAGAGGUGGCAGAGUAUCUGCUGGAGCACGGAGCUGACGUGAAUGCACAGGACAAAGGCGGUCUGAUACCUUUGCACAAUGCCGCUUCAUAUGGGCAUGUGGACAUAGCCGCCCUUCUCAUCAAGUACCACACCUGCGUCAACGCCACCGACAAAUGGGCAUUCACGCCACUCCACGAGGCAGCGCAGAAGGGGCGGACGCAACUCUGCGCCCUGCUUUUGGCCCAUGGAGCUGAUCCCACCAUGAAGAACCAAGAAGGACAGACGCCGCUGGACUUGGCAACAGCCGAUGACAUCAGAGCGCUGCUGAUCGAUGCCAUGCCUCCAGACGCGCUGCCCAGCUGUCUGAAACCACAGGCCACAGUGGUGAGCGCCAGUGUGGUGACGGCAGGCGCCACGGGGGGCGUGGUCAUCUCUCCCUCGCCGUCACCAUCUUCUUGCCUGUCGGCCGCCAGCAGCAUCGACAACCUGACGGCGCCCCUCGGGGACAUCGCGGUGGGCGGCGCCGCUGGGACGGCGGACGGCGCAUGCGGCUCAGACAGGAAGGAAGCAGAGACUCUACUGGAUAUGACCAUCAACCAGUUCUUAAAAAGUCUCGGACUGGAGCACCUCAGAGACGUUUUCCAGCGAGAACAGAUCUCGCUGGACGUGCUGGCAGACAUGGGCCACGAGGAGCUAAAGGAGAUUGGGAUCAACGCUUACGGGCACAGACACAAACUCAUCAAGGGCAUCGAGCGGCUGCUGGGAGGUCAGCAAGGUGCCAACCCGUACCUGACGUUCCACUGCUCCAGCCAAGGCACCGUGCUUGUCGACCUGGCCCCGGACGACAAGGAGUUCCAGUCGGUGGAGGAAGAACUGCAGAGCACCAUCAGAGAGCACCGUGAUGGCGGCAACGCCGGCGGCGUCUUCAGCCAGUACAACAUCAUCAAGAUUCAGAAGGUGGUGAACAAGAAGUUACGGGAGAGAUACUCGCACAGACAGAAGGAGAUCGUUGAUGAAAACCACAACCACCACAACGAGCGCAUGCUUUUUCAUGGUUCUCCCUUCAUCAACGCCAUCAUCCACAAAGGCUUCGACGAGCGCCACGCCUACAUCGGGGGCAUGUUCGGCGCCGGCAUCUACUUCGCAGAGAACUCCUCCAAAAGCAACCAGUAUGUUUACGGGAUAGGCGGAGGCACGGGUUGUCCCACACACAAAGAUCGCUCCUGCUACGUUUGUCACAGGCAGAUGUUGUUCUGCAGAGUGACGCUGGGGAAGUCCUUUCUUCAAUUUAGUGCCAUGAAGAUGGCCCACGCGCCGCCCGGACAUCACUCGGUCAUUGGGCGGCCCAGUGUCAAUGGGCUGGCCUAUGCGGAGUAUGUCAUCUACAGAGGAGAGCAGGCUUACCCAGAAUACUUGAUCACGUACCAGAUUGUCAAACCAGAAAGCGUGGCCACGCCCAGCGCCCCAGCCGAGCAGAAGUCUUAACGCACGCUGCACGUUGCAAAUAGGAUCUCAAAGUCGAGAGGAUGCACGCCGAGCAAGCGAGCGAGCAGCCUUUUUUGGAAGCCGCUCAGCCCAACUCAGAGUGGCCGAUCGGACCGAUGGGCAUGGGCCACCCAGCGACAAGAGGCGACGUUGCCCAAAGUGUUGACCCCAAAGUGGCCAUUUGAUUUGGACUCUGUUACUGAGCAGAGCGAGGAAGCGUUUUAUUUUACAGAUGAAUGACGACAUCACGAGGACCAUCAUGCGCUGCUUCGUCCCCAUCCGAAAAGAACAACAUGGAGACAAAAUGAGCAUUGCUUUGUUCACAGCAGAACAUUUGGAGCUGGUAGCAUCUGUGCAAGACUUUAACAAACUCUCCCGACGUGACCACGAGACGUUUUACAACGCUAAACAAACUCAAGUCACCUGUUGCUUUCUAAACAGAGAUAUGGGGAUGAAUGGAUGUGAUAUUACUCAAAGCAGCGCCACCUGGUCCGUGUUAAGAGAAAGGCCCUCUCAUCAUAUGCAGCAAUCCCUCACCGAUAGCGGUUUGAGCCCUGAGGCAAAUACUUUUAAGGAUUCAUUUUAGUGAAGUAAAAGUGUUUGGCCUGUGUGAUUAGUUUAACAUGUAAGUGUACUUCAAUAACAUUUCAGAUUUAUCUUUCAUCAUUCAGCUUCCCAUGAAAUGGCUGACAAAUGAUGUGAUCCACUGAAAGUGCGUGUCCACUCGUAUAUGGCCACAAACAACCCAGGUUAAAUUUUGCUCCCUCCCCCAUGCACAAAUAUUGUCUCUGCCAAGAUCUAUUACUUGAACAUAAAAUUGUUGCCUUGUGAUGCAAGUUCGGUUUGCUCUGUCACCAUGUUUGUAACUCAUACAUGUGUAUCAUUAAUCAUUGUUUCCCCCAUUGAACCGAAUGGAAAUGCCAUGAAUCCGUUCCAGUCUCCCCCCAAAAGACCCAACAAAAAUGAAUGUAAUUUUAAUGAGAAAAAUUGUCCUCUAUCAUAUUGUACUUUUGAAAACUCAUCGAAAUGACAAGAAUUUCCGUUGUUACCGCAUUCUCUUUUUUUUUGUGGAGAAUUGCCGUUCUUCCCGCAUUUUCUUUUUUUUUUUGUGGUUACAUUUCAUCACCUUGUGGCGCUUGCUUCUCCUGGUGUGCCUUGGCCGCCUGGGGGCGAUAUAAUAUAGACAGCUGCUCAAAAAGGAAGCUCCAGCGAUUUCAGCCGUUUUUCAGCACGGAUGAAGUGCUAGUUCUAUUUAGCCAGAGCUUUGGCGCCAUCUUGUGGCAGUCUUUGGGCCUGUUCGAAAGGGCACAAACAAGACACUCGCACAUGAGUGAAUUGAGCACCAGAUCGCUCAGGAUCGAAAUAGGAAAACACAAUUAGGUGAAUUUGUGAGCAGUGAAGCGCUGAUAAGCGUAGAAAAAAAUUGUUACAUGUCGUUACAAAAGUUGCAUUCUUGUCAUUUCUGAGAGCCCCCCGCCCCCUACUGGUGAGUCCAUGUUGGUGUUUACAAUUGCUUAUAACUUGCUUCUUUUCCUCACCUUCUCGGGAGUUGAAUAUACGCUGUUUGCAUUUAACAAUACUGUAUAUGACCAGUUUGUUUCGGUUAUCCCCUCACCCCCCAUUGUUUUCCCGUUCUGGAUGGAAAGCUCAUUUGUCUGAUAUCCUUGAUAUCAGACAAAUCCAUUUAAGGGCGUACUAAUAAGCCAGAGGUGGCACUAGUACUUUUUGUCAAUCCGGUGACAUGCAAGCAGAUAAAAGACGAAAAGUUUGUCUGUAAAUUAAAACAAUUUACCAUGUUGGAAAAUGCCAACACGGUGAGCACUUUUCAUUGUUAGACAAUUCUUGUGAAACAGGCAGCUAAAAAAUCUAACAAAUAUUUGUGCCUCAUGUUGAUACUUUUUUUACGUUGUAUACUCAACUCACACACUUUUACACACCCUAACUGCCACCUAUGGAUUUUCUUUUAAUCAUGCAAACGCGGCAGAUUAGUUUGCCAUAUCAUUAAAAUGGCCGCUAUCACAAACCCUGCCACAGACAUAUCAAUCAAAAAUGUAGAAAUGUGAUGGAAGUUUAAUGUCGCAUAUUUGAAAAUGCUCUCACAAUUCAACAAAAUACACCUGCAUGUCCAUUUUAGGGAUGCAUCUAAAUAUCAAAUGACAUACGGAGUUUGUGAGUUAAACUUGUAUUAUCCAUUUUGAACUGUUGAACGGAGAAAAAAAUGGUGAAAAUGUGGUUUUCCUCAUUGGUAGUGUUUGUUUUACUUGCUGUUGUACAACUGGUUGUACAUCACUUCUGUCCACACAAGUUGUUGUACAGAAAAAAACGGAAUUAAAGAACUCAACUUGGUUUUGGA